AUGUCCUACCAACCGAAUCACCAGAGGCCCCAGCUGGGGGCCACCUUUGUUCCUGGUGGCAUAGACGACUAUUAUAUGCCUGUUGGAUCUCCUGAGCUCGUCUCUCCUGCUCCUCAACGAAUCAUGCCAGAGGUGCCUGAGCAGAUGCAAUACAACAUUGCGCGCCUUGAGCUCGACGCCAACCAGUCUCCGCGUCAGACCAACCCUCCUCCCGUAAAUUUCUCUCACCCCAAUCAAUACCACCAAGGUCAGAGCCCAUAUCAUGACCAACAAUCUCCUCCGCCGAGCACAACAUAUCCUCCACGGCAAGCGAGUCUUCAAACUACACGUACCUCUCCCAUGCAAGCUCCUUCACAGCUCAGUCAUGACUAUCGCAACAUGGCAGACAUACCAGACAUACCAAACUUCUCUGCCUUUCCACGUCUCGAGAACAGGCCUCCGCAGGUGCCACCUUCAGAUGAAGAGAAAGAAUCGAUCCUGGACUCUGCGAGACUGCAUGUGCUGAACUCGAAUGACCCCGAAAUGCAGUUGGCAUGGGCUCAAGAUGCUUUGGCCUAUGUGGAAGCCGCUAUGGUACAUGAGGAGAGAGUGUCUGCAACUCAACCUGCGAGACCGGUGACACCAGCUGUGGAACACCAACUUCGCGUGGAUGCUAUGAGCAUUGUAAAUUUUCUUGCGGAUCAGCACCAUCCCAAAGCAUCAUUUCUGAGGGGUGUGUGGUUGGAAUUUGGAAAGUUUGGGCUGAGGGUGGACAAAAGAGAGGCAUUUCGAAGCUAUUCUCGCGCAGCCGACAAGGGCUACUGGAGAGCAGAGUAUCGGAUUGGUACACAAUUCGAACAGUCAAACGACGCCGUCAAAGCUCUCCAGCAUUAUAAGCGGGGCUCAGAAAUGGGAGAUUCAGCGUCCAACUACCGACUUGGCAUGAUGACUCUUCUAGGCCAGCACAGUCAACCACAGGAUUUCGCGAGAGGUCUUCAGCUGAUCAGACAAGCUGCUGCCGAUGCUGAUGAGAAUGCUCCUCAAGGUGCAUAUGUGCUCGGCAUGCUUCUGGCUCGAGAGCUGCCUCAGAUCCAGAUACCAGAGGUCAUCCUACCUUACAACGAGAAGGAGGCGCGGAUCAACAUUGAGAGAGCAGCCUUCCUCGGGUUCUCAAAAGCCCAGCUGAAGAUGGGAUCAGCAUAUGAGCUUUGUACUUUAGGCUGCGAAUUCAGCCCUAAACUGUCGCUUCACUACAACGCACUCGCGGCCCGCCAGGGUGAGCUAGAAGGCGACAUGGCCAUUAGCAAAUGGUUCCUCUGCGGAUAUGAAGGCAUGUUCCCGAAGAACGAGGAGCUAGCCUAUGUGCACGCUCAGCGAGCUGCCCAGGGCGGCUUAGCUACGGCUGAAUUUGCGAUGGGCUACUUUAAUGAGAUCGGCAUGCAUGUACCAGUCAACAUUGACAAAGCCCUCGAGUGGUAUGAAAAGGCCGCCAACAGUGGAAACAAAGAUGCAGAGGGUCGGAUCGAGGGCAUCUCGAAGUCUCGGACACUGUCGAAGAAGGAUCACGAGGAUGUCGCUAUCAACAUGAUAAAAUCCCAAUACGGAUCAAAGAGAGGUCAGCGGCCGGAUCGUUUCAAGCAGAAAGAAUCUACGUUACCCCCUGUGGGCGAAAAUACCCCCACCGACUACAGUAAUAACCAAAAACGAUUUCCAGAACGAGGAUCUUCCACAACCCCGUAUCCCAUGACUGACAGACCUCCUGUGGUGGCACCAUUCGACCGUCCCGCUACAACCGCUCCGUAUCCACUUGCUGAUCUGCCUUCAGCAGGUGGUGACCGUCCAGGUCCAGGUCUGGGAGGCCACCUUAAUCCUGACUUCCGCUCGCAAUCUGCAGCACCUGCUCCAGUCAAAAGACCAGGUUCGGCAUUCCAGGUCAACCCAAAUAUAUACCAGCAGAGUGGCCCACCACCGGCUGGGGGCCGCCAACAAAUACCAAUGCGGCCGAAUACGGCAAUGGACUAUGGCGGGGGACGAGGAGGUCGGCCUCCAAACGAUCGUAUGUCUAAUGGUCCUCAGUUUGGUGGUUACGGGGGACCAGGCCCUCGACCAGGCGGGGGGCCUCCGGGUAGGGGUGGACCAGGACCAGGACCAGGGCCAAAUCAAGGGCCGCCAAAGUCUGACCUACCGCCUCUAGACAUUGGCUAUCAGGCGCCGCUUGAGAGCAAACAACAGCAGCGCCCUAACGGCAACGGCUUUCAAAGACCUGGCGACCGUCCUCCAUCUGCGCGUCCUGGCCCAGCGCCUAAUCGAUCUGAUACUGGGCAUAUGUCCCCUCAUACUUCAUCGGGUGCGCCACCACCGCGGAAAGAUUCUGUUAAACCACCUGGAGCACAAACAAGGCCUCAGCCGGGUAGACAACAGAAUGGACCGCAGACGCCGAUCAGUGGAAAGCCUUCACCAGGCGGGAAUCCACCGACACAAGCACCUCCGAGCAAGCCUGCUGCUCCAUCUGGUGGUGGUGGUGGUGGUGCUGGCUCUGGUAAGGGACCGAAGACAUUCGAUGAAAUGGGUGUUCCAAAGACGAAGGAGCAGGGUGAUUGCAUAUUAAUGUGA
Messenger RNA from Pseudovirgaria hyperparasitica, 2592 nucleotides. RefSeq names its product HCP-like protein. The record is from RefSeq and is a predicted model, not a curated record. The transcript is spliced from 3 exons. The coding region runs from base 1 to 2592 and encodes 863 amino acids. Lineage: Eukaryota; Fungi; Ascomycota; Dothideomycetes; Acrospermales; Acrospermaceae. Gene Ontology annotation, molecular function: protein binding.